This is a messenger RNA of Dicrocoelium dendriticum, 596 nucleotides long. NCBI's taxonomy places the organism in Eukaryota, Metazoa, Platyhelminthes, Trematoda, Plagiorchiida, Dicrocoeliidae. The record is from the annotation of a GenBank genome assembly.
UUAUGUUCCCGACAACUUGCUUACUACUGCUUGCGAUUGCGUUUUCGUCAUGCCAACAAAUGCGUCAACAUGAGACUGCCACGGGUGAUGGGUAUGCAACCAUUCGAAUUUCUGUGGGUUUAUUGGGAGAUGAUUUAACGGACGUAUGGCGCGGUGUAUAUGGCAGUGCAAAUGAGGUGAUGAAUAUUGUGGAGACGACCUGUUCGAAAGCCCAUGCGUGUUUGCAAUGGACGCACAGGCUACUUUACGGCCGAUUGGGACGAAGGGGGUACUCAUGCACCGGAUUUGAUCGAAUGAUCGAGGUUCGCGAACAAGAGCAUAGCUUACAGUGGCUUUGAUACUUACAUAAUUCGGAAGCAUUAGAAUGACUACAAUGUAGGCUGAACAUAGUCUAAUUGCCUUGCUGCUCCUCCCUUUGUAGCGAAUUGCUGCUUUUUCAAGGAAUGCAACGUGACCAAUUCGGUUUGCAAAAUGGAUUAUUUGUUUUGUAAAAGGUCGAAAGCUUUUUGCAAAUCAUUUUAUUUUGCAUGACAUCCAAUUUAAUCGAAUUUCCGCGAUAUAUAUCUGUUUGUAUAAGAAUAUGUAUAUGCUUUCCC